Messenger RNA from Scylla paramamosain (green mud crab), 1330 nucleotides. Its product is annotated as histidine protein methyltransferase 1 homolog. The record is from RefSeq and is a predicted model, not a curated record. The transcript is spliced from 9 exons. Gene Ontology annotation, molecular function: protein-L-histidine N-tele-methyltransferase activity. NCBI's taxonomy places the organism in Eukaryota, Metazoa, Arthropoda, Malacostraca, Decapoda, Portunidae. The coding region runs from base 362 to 1315 and encodes 317 amino acids. Gene Ontology annotation, biological process: peptidyl-histidine methylation, to form tele-methylhistidine.
UUACAAUACUCAAUGCCUCAUUGCAUCCUAUGACAACGCGUGGCUAAUCCUAGAGACUAAUAGAAUAAACAAACAGAUGUAAACAAAAUGUAAACCGAACACACACACACACACACACACCUUUUAAUGAUCCUCCAGGGCCACAGCAGAAUUUGUAUGAACUCUGACACACUUCCCACGACACUGGCAGCCGAUCCUCCUUCAAGAAAAGUAGUCACAUCAAUCACUCAAGUCCACACGCACACACACGUUUCCGAGAUUGAAUCAGCUGUCGCCUCGCCAGAUCAGCUGUUUCCUCACAACACAACAACGUGACAGGCUGUCAGGAACACCCAUUCAGACGUCAGCACCUGCAUUCAUCAUGUUCAAGUUCAACUUCAAUCUGGAUUGUGAAGCUGAAAGUGGCACUGAAGACUUGGAAACUGAAUCAAUAGAGCCUCCACUAGAGUGGCUUCCAGCCCUCAGACAUGAAAUCACCAAGCACCACUUGCCUUCUUCAUCUGAUGCUGAUGUUAUAGAAGUUACCAUUGGUACAACAAAAAUCAAGCAUUUAGCUGAAUCCUGUGCCUUGAAAAAGCUCCAAGAGAAGGGGAAUUCUUGCAAUGUAUCCUCAGUUUUAGAGAAGCGCACAGACCUCGUGCCUGCCGUCUAUGAAGGAGGCCUGACAAUAUGGGAGUGCACAUGGGACCUCCUGCAGCAUUUGGCAGAUCUGGACAUCUGUUUAAAAGACAAAAGGGUCCUGGAGUUGGGUUGUGGAGCAGCACUACCAGCAAUCUACUGUGCUCUUCAUGGGGCUCACAUUACUGUACAGGACUAUAAUGAAGAGGUUGUCAACUUCAUCACCAUACCUAAUGUUGCAGUGAACCUCUACAACAGCACUACAGAAGAGGCUGCCACUUCCGUAGAUGUACAUCCUUCCCAGACUUUAGCUUCAAGGGCUACAUUCUAUUCUGGAGAUUGGGCUGCUGUUAAUGAAUUGUUGUUAAACCAGCAAAAAUGUGAGAGCAAUAAAGGAGAAAAUAUUACAGAUGAUGCAAAUGAUGAAGGACAAAAAUUUGAUCUAAUUUUGACCUCAGAAACAAUUUACAACCCCAGCUGUAACAAGAAGUUGCUUGACCUUAUGACAGCACAUCUGAAGCAGGAUGGAAUCAUAUUACUUGCAGCAAAGACACAUUAUUUUGGUGUGGGUGGAGGAACACAGCAAUUUGCAAACCUUGUAAAGGCUCAAGAUCAACUCCAGGUUCAGUCUAUCACAUCAAACAGCUUGGGGGUUAAAAGGGAAAUACUUAAGAUGAAUUUCAAAGUUAAGCAAUAAAGGACAGAAAUCAUA